CGCCCGUUAUCUCCUACCUCCGCUCGGACUCCCGAUCCAUCACGACAGAGCCACCGCGGCUGGAACCAACGCCGCGAUUCAUGCGACCCCUUGCUCCCUUCUCCAAUCUGUGGCCACAGGGAGACUCCUCUGGAACCUCUCGUCUGAUUACCAACAUCGCCACAAGAGAAACGCCCCGAUCUUGUGCUCGCGGACCUCGAGGAGAUCCACCGCCCGGAGCAACUCCGGCGGCUUAUUCCGUCGAUUUUGGACCCUACCAAAUCGAGCCCCUGGACCUCAUCCCGAAGCUCACCGGCGACCAUCCCAUCUCCAGCCGCACGCCCUCGUCACUACUGGACGCCUUGGAACACUCCGUGGAGUCCUUUGACUUCACCGUGCUGAUACACAUCCGCCAGUGUGAUUCCCGAGCCUCGUGGACCACUGGAGCCGACGCCAUCGUCAACCACAGCCGCACCACCGCCGUGUUCUUCUUCUCCGGCGAAGAUUCUGAUUGUUCGGAGCGUGACGAAUAGAGUUAUCAGAAAUUGUGAGUGCGACGAUCUUCAUCAAAUAUACCAGAUUUAAUACGAUGAGUGAGUGAUACGAUGUAGGGUUACGAUGUCUAUACUUGACAUUUGCCUGUGGUGUUGAUGGACUUCAUGGAGAUUUUAUUUGCUUUUCUACUGCAUUUUGUUUGUAUGCUAACUUAAGUUAUGAAGGUAUGUAUUAAAUUAAAUUCUAGAUCUACGAUGUAAUAUUAUGACAUGUGGUUUUAUUUUGA
Triticum urartu is the source of this 760-nucleotide messenger RNA. The record is from RefSeq and is a predicted model, not a curated record. NCBI's taxonomy places the organism in Eukaryota, Viridiplantae, Streptophyta, Magnoliopsida, Poales, Poaceae.